AUGCGUUGUGUAGUAGUCGUUCUCGCCGCUGUUGCAGUAUUGACCUACGGCCAAGUACAGAACUCUGGCUAUGAGAACGCCGAGCAAGUUCAGCCUGCUCCAGCCCCAGUCAGCGCUGAUGGUGGAGAUCAGCAAGCUUACAACUCCGAUGCUGCUGCCCCAGUGGCUCCCGCUUCUCCUCCACCACCUCCUCCACCACCACCGCCAUCACCACCUGCACCUGUCCGGAGCAGCUACGCAUCCUCACCUUCACCUUCAUAUCCUCCUAUGCAAGGCAGUUAUGGAACUUCCCCUUUCCCAACACCUCUUCCUCUCAACACUGAUGUACCUACCAGUGAUAUCCCAGCUCUAGCUGGCAACAACAUCGGAUACAGAAAAUACCGUGUUUUCCGUCAUCGUCUUCGCAGUGCUCGUCACUGA
Molecule: messenger RNA, 420 nt
Organism: Cylicocyclus nassatus
Lineage: Eukaryota; Metazoa; Nematoda; Chromadorea; Rhabditida; Strongylidae
Source: the annotation of a GenBank genome assembly